AAAAACAUUAUAAAACUGUCCAAAAAGACAUCAAAAUAAAAAAGACAACACAAAGAAACAACAACAUAUGAACUCUCAAAUCCCAGCCAUACCAAGACAACCAACUCAAUAAUCAAAUCUGCCUCAAAAACACACUAAUCUAUCUUCCUUUACACAGUCUUGUCUCUGUUUCAUCCUCUUCCACAAUCACUUUCACUUUCUCACUUCAAUUGCGGGCGUGCAUUUUUCCUCUUUCCUUUCCACACCCAGUUUCUAAUUCACCUCUUUCUCUUUUUUCACUAUUAUAGUUAAAGCUUUCACCUUUUAGUACCUAGUUAGAUCUGAUGGUGCUGCAAAAUCUUCAAUUUGACCCGGUAACAUUUUUAGACGGAGUCAAGUGAAUGAGAAUAAUGGGGUUCUUUUUGUAAUGUUUUAAAGUGUUGAAGUUGAGAAAGGUUCAAUUUUGAAGUGGUGGUUGUGCAUGUGAGAAUGGAAGGUCGUAUGAAGAAGUAUAGACAAGUGAGUCCAGAGAGGGCUAAAGUUUGGACUGAGAAAUCAUCAAAGUACCACCAGAAUCUUAAGGUACCUGUGGUUUAUUAUCUAUGUCGAAAUAGGCAACUAGAACAUCCUCAUUUCAUGGAGGUUUCACUUUCUUCUUCAGAUGGGUUGUAUUUGAGAGAUGUGAUUGAUAGACUAAAUUCAUUGAGAGGUAGAGGCAUGGCUUCUUUGUAUUCAUGGUCUUGUAAGAGAAGCUACAAGAAUGGAUUUGUGUGGCACGAUCUUUGUGAAGAUGAUCUAAUUCUACCGGCCCAUGGAAACGAGUAUGUCCUCAAAGGCUCAGAGCUUUUUGAUGAAUCCAAUUCAGAUCGAUUCAGUCCCAUUAACGAUGUUAAAAUACAAAGCGUGAAGCUGUUGCCGGGACCAGCUUCUUUUCGGAGUCACGAUGAAGCUUCCUCCUCUUGUAGCAUGAACGGAAAAGAGACAAGACACUCUCAGGAUGACGAACUUUCACAAGAACAACAUACGGGUUCAUCUGAUGUUUCUCCGGAGUCGAGAACUGAAAAGAGCGAUCCCGUAAGCUUAGCGUUGACUGAGUACAAAAUUUUUAAGACGGACGGAUUGGCAGAUGCUUCAACUCAAACAGAAGAAAAUAUUAGCAGAUCCAGAACUCGGAAAACUUGCACAAGAGGUGUAUCAACCGAUGACGGGUCGUUAGAAUCCGAAUGCCAUGAAAUAUGUCAAACCGAAGCUCCACAAGUGAAACAUAAUCUGGAAAUCUGCAAGGAUACUAUUUCUCCUUCAACAACGAAUUCAAGUCCUUUAUCUUUUGGAGGGAAGAUGGAAACUUUGGAAUCUUUGAUUAGAGCUGAUGCUAGUAAAGUGAACAGCUUUCGGAUUCUCGAAGAGGAAGAUAUUCCUAUGCCAACCAAUACAAGAGUGAAGGCUUCAAAUUUGCUGAUGCAGUUGAUCUCUUGUGGCUCAAUUUCGGUGAAAAACCACAGUUUUGGCCUUAUUCCUUCAUAUAAGCCUAGGUUUUCGCAUUCGAAAUUUCCUUCGCCGCUUUUUUCAACUUCUUUUGUGUUAGGAGAAUUCGAUAGCUUAGCAGAGAAUCCGAAGCUGAUGAAUCUUAGAUUGGAAGACAAGGAAUAUUUUAGUGGGAGCUUAAUCGAGACUAAAUUGAAGGAAGCCGAUGCGCAUAAUGUUCUCAAACGCUCUUCUUCUUACAACCAUGAGCGGACAAGUAAAGAAGAAAAACCAAUAGACGACAAAGAGGAACCAUCCCCGGGACACAUAAAAUGCAUUCCGCGGUCCAUUAAAGCUUCACUAACCAAGCAUCCACGAAGCGAAUCCAUGAGAUCCCCUAUUUCUGAUAGACCAAGAACCUCAUCCGACAGAAUUGACGGCUCCUGCAUAUCCUCAAUAUCAUCUAACAGUAACAGCCAAAGAAUCACCGAACCUUGGUCAGCGAAAAAGCAAUCAAAGAGGAUAGAUUCAUUUCGGGAAGACGAGGUGAUCAAAAUCGAGGAAAGGCUUGCUUCGGGAGCUCGGGUUAUAAUCCAAUCUAAACCUUUUCGUGAAACUGCGUCCGGCAGCCGAUAAACGCUUAGUUUUCAUUGUCUAUCAGGUUUAGUUUGAAUGCAAAAUGAUUGUAUAUAAUGAUUCAUGUGAAAGAGAGGUAGUUGUGUAGGUUAGUUCUAAUUGUCCAUUUCUUAUAACUAUAUUAUGCUGGCUAGAAAGGGACUUGAUUUUCAAAGAUGGGGGAAAAGUAAUGGUAGUUUUCAAACCCAUAUCUUGCAAUUGUCACAUUGAUAAUGUAAAAUGCAAUGAUUGUGACAUAAAGUUGACUUUAACAUUGGAUA
Lathyrus oleraceus (garden pea) is the source of this 2339-nucleotide messenger RNA. Its product is annotated as protein SOSEKI 3. Lineage: Eukaryota; Viridiplantae; Streptophyta; Magnoliopsida; Fabales; Fabaceae. The transcript is spliced from 6 exons. The record is from RefSeq and is a predicted model, not a curated record. The coding region runs from base 469 to 2079 and encodes 536 amino acids.